AUGGGAUCUUUCAUAGGUCAUAUACUGCCAGGGACCUUGUUUCUUCUAGUUGGGGCAUGGCAUAUAUGGGGAUCCGUGGUGAGGUAUGUAUCAAAUCCUAAAACAUUCAGAGUUCAUGUUUGGAAUCCUGUACCGGGAUUUAAUGGGAGACUCAAGCACUUGGAGCUCUAUGUCAUUUCGAUCGGUGCUUUCAUUGACUUGUGUGUGGAGCUCUUGUUAGCAACCCACCUUAGGUUUUUUUUAGGUGGAUCCUUAAACACUACUUACUUCAAUAACUUUGAGCACUCUGGAAUGCUUCUAAUGUUUCUUAUCUAUGGUGUUGUAGCACUCUUCUCAGAAAAGACACGAUAUCUUCCCUUGCCGCACAGUGCUCUUUGUUUGAUUGCUGCCACAGCAUUCUGUGCAGAGUAUCUUCUAUUCUACUUUCACUCAACAACACAUAAAGGCCUUGAGGGCUAUUACCAUGUCCUCCUUGCUUUCCUCAUUGGGCUUUGCAUUAUAUCUUCAAUUGCUGGGGCCCUUUUGCCUACCAGCUUCCCAGUAGAUUUAUGUAAUGGCAUUGCUAUAACGCUGCAAGGAAUCUGGUUCUAUCAGACUGCUUUUGUUCUUUAUGGUCCCAUGCUACCCUCUGGUUGUAGGCUCAGGGAUAGUAAUAUCACAUGUCAUGCAAAAGAGAGUGAGGUUCGGGCUGAAUUGCUGGCUAAUGUUCAACUCUCUGUUGCAGUCCUCGCUGUUCUUGUAGGAAGUGUAGCAUCCUAUGGCUUUGCAGCUUCAAGAUAUCCCAACUGUGAAGAACUUGCUAGCAAUUCCGGUUGA
Messenger RNA from Sphenostylis stenocarpa, 816 nucleotides. The record is from the annotation of a GenBank genome assembly. NCBI's taxonomy places the organism in Eukaryota, Viridiplantae, Streptophyta, Magnoliopsida, Fabales, Fabaceae.